This is a messenger RNA of Xenia sp. Carnegie-2017, 4872 nucleotides long. RefSeq names its product WD repeat-containing protein 11-like. Gene Ontology annotation, cellular component: cytoplasm. Gene Ontology annotation, molecular function: protein binding. The transcript has 29 exons. Lineage: Eukaryota; Metazoa; Cnidaria; Anthozoa; Malacalcyonacea; Xeniidae. The record is from RefSeq and is a predicted model, not a curated record. The coding region runs from base 615 to 4304 and encodes 1229 amino acids.
CGGAAGUAGCCGAAGUGGCCGGAAGUAAUAUGACAUGAAUAGAUGUUUGAAAACAUUCCGGAACGGUACAGUCGGUACCAUAUAUUACGCUAUAGAGGGCUCUGGAUACCAUAGAUGGUAGAUUCCUAAUUACAAUAAAGCAGUUAAAUGGUUUGCGUCCAUGAUAAUGGGUGAACUAGUACAACAUACAGAAAUUCUUUCUCCACGAUGUUCACGACAACCAAUCAAAAUCAUUGAUUGUUUCAGAGUGGUUAUAAACCCAUUUCAAAAUAUAAUCUCAAUUUUCGAAAAUCGAAAGCUCUUUAGUUUGCACCUUCCUCGCGCUAAUUUUCCCUACCCCUACCCCGUAAAGACUGAACGCAGGCUAGGAUUUAUAUUGGUGUUACAUCAACGAUUAAUGAUACCAUUUUUGAAACCGCCGAACAUUGCAACCAAAGGCUCAUAUUUUGGGUAGUAAAUUAAAUUUUUCCAAAGAAUUAUGUACAUUACGAUAAUUUAUUUUUUAAUUGCUAAUUUAAAGCACGUCGCAUGAGUUCCUUAUUAUUAAACCUAUCAUUUUUUCCCGUGAAAAUCUUGCUGAUAGCUGACUUAUGGCGAUAUAGAUCAUUGCAAAGAUGAAACUCACGCCAAAGCUCAUCCCUGGCUCGUUGCAUGUUCAAAAUAAGGGUUCUUUAGAUUGGGGAUGGCAGUCAAUGCUUGCUUAUGGUUGUCAGAAUUUCAUCAUUGUUGUAGAUCCUGAGACAGUUCAGAUCAUUCAAACAUUGGAUCUUCAUCAGUCAAAUGUCGUAAAGAUAAAAUGGUCUCGACAAAACUAUCAUCACGAUCUUGCAUGUCCGUAUAGUCUCCGUCUUGCUUCGGCUGACACUACAGGUCAUAUUAUUAUAUGGGAUGUGGCCCAAGGCAUCUCACUCACUGAGUUUUUCGACAGCUCCAAACCAAUAUUGGACAUUGAUUGGUUGUGGACCCAGGAUGCAUCACAUGAUCUCCUGGCUGUGCUUCACUCACCGUCUAGUUUUGUUUUGUGGAAUGCCGAUACCGGUAUCAAGUUGUGGAAGAAAACCUUCCAGGAAAAUCUUCUCUGCUUUGCAUUUGACCCAUUCAGUCCUGCAAAAGUAACAUUAAUGUCUCAAGAAUAUCUCGUUUUCUUGACCGAUUUUUCCGUCAAUAAGGCACCGGAAGGAGUUGGACGACGAUUCUACAUGACAAGUUCUAAUGCCUCAAAUUCGUCCAACAACAACCUCCCUAGUCCCGCAAGCGGUAUCCAUAAUAGUCCCCUAAGAGCACCAACAAAAUCUGCAUUUCAAAGAGUCAAAUUGUGGGCAGGAAAUGAAAACAAGACAAGAACGGAAGAAUUGAAUGUCGCUCUGAGCGAUUGUCUUCAACUUGUCUACCAUCCAUCGAAUCGUGACAUGAUACUUCUUGUAUUCCAAAGAGAGAUUCUUUUCAUCGAUACCGCCAUUAACCAAGCCAUCGGCUCUAUUUACCUCGAUAGAGGCAGUCCCUCGUUCACCCAUGCAAUCCUCCCUUGCCUACAACGUGACGUCAUAUAUACUCUUCAUGACAACUGUAGCAUUACGAUGCGAUGUCGCCGUCACGUGACCACCGUGCCGUAUGCUGUUGGCUCAGCGGAAAUUGAGCAACUGUGCCCGGAUAUUGUAUACGAAAAUCGCUGUCAAUCGGAUGCGUUUAGAUUAAGCAAAUCCAGUUACGUAAGUGGAUUUGCGAUGUGUCCCAUUACGGAGACUAAAGUUGUCUUGCUUGUAAGCGAUGGACGUUUACUUAUUUGGAGUGUAAAGUCAUCAUCGGAGUCCUUAUCAGAGUCCAUGCAAAUGUCGGAUGAAUGUCUAAAGGCUUCACUCCCAUUAGCCGCUGCAGAAAAUGCACUUUUAUCUGCUGUUUUAUCCCCCGGAACGAACUCCUUUCGAUUUCUUCUCGUUGGAUUGCUAACAAAUGUUCAAAUGUCACCGACUUGUGCAUCGAUGUGUCCACCAAUGACGACAAAGAAUUGGCCAGAAUAUCGACCACUCGUUGCCAUUGGAAGCUCUUCUGGAACGAUUCAAGUAUUUGAUAUCUCAAUUGGGCUCAUUAUAAGAGAAUUCAAUCUUCAUAGCUCUCCAGUCAGAGGUGUUGCCUGGACAAGUUUAAAUAGCUUUUUAAGUUGGUCGUACUGGUCACAUGCCAAUAGCGUGCACAGCGAAGUAUAUAUGGUAGAUCUUCGAACAGGACAGAACACAGUGUUACAUUUGUCGAAGAAUUCGGAAGAAAAAACAAUUGUAUCCAUCAAAAUAUCGCAGCUCAAGCAGUAUUUCGCAAUAAUUUACAAAGAAAAGCCAUUGGAAUUAUGGGAUUUAAAAAAAUUAUGUCUUUUGCGAGAAAUGCCGGCGAAUUUUCCACUCAUCUCUGUUCUGGAAUGGUCACCUAGUCAUUACUCUAAAAACAGGAAAAAACAAACGCAUCCGAACGAAGAUAAAAACACAAGUUUGUCAGAAGGCUCUGAAGAGAAGGCCGCCAAUGUACUGGACAGUGACAAAACCGAAACUUCCACCGCACCUGUUUGGUUUAAGGAACAUUUUAUCUUCACGAAUACGGAUGGAAUGUUAUUUCACUACAUUGUUGAGGGUACCACAUUUAAACAUAGUACCAAGGUGCCACCUGAUGGAAGUAUGGGAAACAUCACGAGCAUCACGUGGAAAGGCGAUACCGUGGUUCUUGGCGAUGCCGAUGGCAAUUUUAGCAUUUGGGAACUUCGAAAUAAAAUUUCCAGGAAUCUCGCCACUCAUCGUGGUACAAUAAAGAAAAUGAAAUUUGCCCCAGGACGUGGUAAUGUGAAGUUGAUGCUGCAGUUUACUGAUGGGGUAGAUGUUUGGGAUAUAGCGAAGUCAGAGCGAACGAGUUCUUUAAGGACAUCACGUGAUGCAAUGUCAAUUGUGGACAUCGAUUGGUAUUCUUCCGACGUUCCUUUGCUCGUGUUUGCCAACGGGACGAUCAGAAUGAUGGACCUCAACUUGAAACGCUCAUGUUCUCCUAUGUCCGAACAAGAAUUGGCAGAUCCUUUGUGGUGUCCACAUCUUCUACCACCUAAGAAAGCGCUCAUGUUCAAGUCGAUUCUUCAAAGUCAAUUAUGGAAUGAAAAAUACACACUCGACGUGGAUGAAAUAAACUUAUCAUCUCAAGAGAAGAAAGACCAAGUCAACGAGGCUCUGGGAAAUUUGUCCGAAGAAAUUAAAGAUUUUUUGCCGUUUGCUCCACUUGGCGUUGCUCAACGAUGUCUGAUUGCUGCUCAGCUUUAUGGCGAUGAAGGAGAAAUAAAGUUUUGGUCUGUAACGCUGCAUUAUCUUCGACGUGAGAAGUAUCGAAAACACAAGGAUGGGCAAUAUAGAGCUUCGCGGUCUUCGUCAAGAGUCGAGGACGCUACCGAGAUGAGGCGUAAUCUAGGAAAGGGUCUCGAUUUAUUAUCGAUUGACGACGACUUAGAUCUCAAUAUGGAUCUGGAUAGCGAUGUCGGGAAAAAUGAUACGUAUUAUCGUUAUCCUUUUGUGUUACACACAUCCUACGAUAUCCUGUGUGAUCCCGAGACUUUUCAGGCGCAUCAGUUAUAUCGCGCUGCGCUUCACGACAGCAAAAGAUCAAGCUAUGAACACACGAAGAAAUGCGCCGAGACGCUUGUACUUUUAAAACAGUCCGACCGCGCCGUUCAAUUAUUUUUGGAGACUGAGGCGAGUAAUCCAGGCUACUAUACAGAUUCUUUAAGGGCGUGUUUAGUGGCCGCCAUACGUUCAUCAGGUGCAUCACAAAGUACGAUAAAAUUGGUGGCAACGAAUCUUAUAGCUAACGGCAAACUUAGCGAAGGCGUCCAACUGCUAUGUAUGAUCGAUAAAGGCCUGGACGCUUGUCGAUAUUUACAAACCUAUGGUAAAUGGGACAAGGCUGCUUGGCUUGCCAAGGCGACGCUUGAUUAUGAUGAUUGCGUCGAAGUCAUGCGCAGAUGGGUCGAGCAUCUUUCGGGAACUCAAAUCAGCCAACAGAGUCGUGGAUUGCUAGUUUACAUCUCACUUGGUCAAUUCAAGAAAGCCUUACUUAUGGUAUUUGGGAUGCGUUUUUUCGAUCGUGCUGCGCUGUUUGCAGAAGCGUGUUUGGAAUUUGGUUUGUUAUCAACAGAGGACAGUUCUGUGUCGCUGUUGCUGGAAUCAGUCUUCACUGAGUACGCUCGUUAUUUAUACACAAUCGGAUUGAUAAAUGCUGCGAAGUAUUAUUGUUCCAAAGGUGGUGAAGAAGGGAGUCGUCUUCUCGACGACAUAUCCUGAGCAUCACCUGGUGGAUACAACAUCAACUUGUUGUAGCCGAGUAAUUCAAUACUCGUUUUGAUUCGCCCCCAUGCAACCUUAUACGAAGGAAUGUAUGAUGGGCAUUCUUAUUGGCAUUGAUUGGCGUCGAUGUGGUGUAUACAAAUUGAGUAGUGUCGGCCAUUGUUGCCAAGGUAAAUGCGUCUUUAAGAACAUUUGUCAAAAACAUGUUUAGGGAUGUAGUUAUUAGGACUAAUAGAUUUCAGAACCAAUUCGAUUAUCCUUAUUAUUGAAAAUAUUCUAUUGGAAAUGUCGUUAGAAUGAUCUCGUGUAAUUAGAAUGUUAUUAGAAACAUUCUUAUAGCUAUUAGAAGCAGUCCUAAAUUUGUUUUGAAGUUUGAACAAUUUUUAAUGGAUCUUGAGGAGUUAUUCAUUGGUGUAAUACGCGCAGCUCACGUGACUUUUUGAUCUGGCAUUCAUUUGUGUCGAACGAGCCAUUUCAUAGUUGAUGCUAUUAAUGAUUUUAUUUGAAAUGGUAAAUUGGAUCGACACUUCGUCAUUUAAUUAAAGACAGGUGAAGAAAUCUAAAA